Messenger RNA from Tachysurus vachellii, 1962 nucleotides. RefSeq lists its product as uncharacterized. Gene Ontology annotation, biological process: immune response-regulating cell surface receptor signaling pathway. Lineage: Eukaryota; Metazoa; Chordata; Actinopteri; Siluriformes; Bagridae. The transcript has 3 exons. The coding region runs from base 229 to 666 and encodes 145 amino acids. The record is from RefSeq and is a predicted model, not a curated record. Gene Ontology annotation, molecular function: signaling receptor activity. Gene Ontology annotation, cellular component: plasma membrane.
CCUUUAAACAUCUGGAAAGUUCUUUCAUUGUGUCUGAAUUCUGAAGCUCAUCUGUGCUUAACUGCUCUGUGCUCUUUUUAGCUUUAAGUUACGUCGAUCUAACGUGUGUCUCUUCUGUUCUUUUGAACCUCUUGUCUUCAUUUUCCCAACCUCAGCUGUGAGAGGAAGUGACCUUGUGUGUGGUGCAAACUCGUUCUGAUUAGUGUACAACGCUGAAGCAGAGCAGCCAUGUUGCUCACCAGUUCCACCGCUUUCUUUUUAUUUUUUAUUGCUCUAUCGACCUUUCCAUUUAUAUCUAAAAGCACAGUGCAGUUGAAAUAUUCAAAGCAGAUAAUAAGAAGGACAGAAGGACAGUCCUUGACUCUCAGAUGCACAGCAGAGUAUGAGGAAGAGCCUUGUGGAAACGUCUUGGUGGUUUGGUGUUUUUGGGUGUCAAACGACUGUCAGAAACUUAUUGAUCCGGACAGACACUUGAUCCAGGUCAAUGAGACUAAAGCAGACGGUGGUUCCAGGCAUCGAGAUGUUUCCAUUACAUUCACACAGCUGACUCUCAGGGACACUGGCAAGUAUCUAUGUAAAGCCACAUGUCAGCAGACCGGAGCCUCAGCUGUAGGACAUUUCAUUAACAUCACUGUAACAGGCCAGAAGGAGACCGAUGACAAAUAGCUUCUUUCCAGGAGUCACUAAUAAAGGACAGGAGAUUCUUGUGUGAAGCGGAGUGACGGACACAUGGAUGUGUUUCUUCUGACAAUCAACACACCUUAUUUUUUUAUGGAUUUAUAAAAACCAGAUCAUAGGUCUUGAUUAUGAUCAUAUGGAAUGUUUUUCUUUCAUUUUAUUUUAUUUUUCCGUCUGCUAAAUAUUUAGUUAAGAGCUUACUUACAGGUUUGUUCUACAAGACUUUUAAUUGACUCUAAAGUGAGAGAGGGUGAGAGUAAGAGAGAGAGGGGUGAGGUAACAGUAUUCUGUGGUUAGCUAACUGAAAAGAAAAAGAAAAAAAACUCUUCCUGUGAAGGAUCUCUUCCUGUGAAGCCACCAUGUCACUCGUCUUUAAAAGCAAGUCUCAAGUAAAAGUAGUAACCAUUCUAACAAUCAGUAACUUCAUAGCAACUAAUAGUUAAUUAGACACGUCACUUUCAGUUUAUUUUGAGAACCUACACAAGCUAGCUUGCUCUCUUAUACCUCAGCGUAUACGUCUAACUGUGGAAACUUCAGUUAAAGGAUGAUGUCAGACUUAAAAAAGGACUGGAGGACAGAACGAUGCCAUCUUUCAAGACCAUUUCAGGAUCUUUGUUCUGCUUUUAAAAGAAGUUGCGCUUCUUUCGGUCUUAUGAGUGAAUUGCACAAUGUUGGAAAUCACUGAUAUUUAAAAGAAAUAUCAGUUACACAAAUUAAUGUGUCUUAAUUUUGAUAAAUUGCUAUGAUCGAGGUUCCUAGUGAUAUGUGAUGUGAUCACUACUGCACAAACCUACUAGUUUCCUUCAUGUGAUGUCAUGUGGAUGUGUGAGCAAAACUGCAGCAAAAAAAACAUUUUCAGGUCAUUUUUUGGACAUUUAUAGCAAAGUUAAGUUCUGGUUAGAUGUGUAUGGAAUUGUACAACUACGUUAACUAAUUUAUGCUUUCAACAAAACACAUUUUGGAACUUACUUUGAUUUAGCGUUUUAAUUUCCUAGAUGUUUUUUUUCCCCUUCAUUUGUACAUUCUUAAAUUCUGCCAAUGUUGAAGGUUCUCUAGUGGCACAACAAAAGCAUUUAAUGGCAUCCUUAGCCGAAAGAAACAGAUGUAUUUCUUUGUUUUCUUAUAGCACCGUCCUGUCUAAACCGUAGAGACUAAAUUAUGUGAGAAUUAAGUGGAAAACUCAAAUCUGGUACCAACAUUUAUGCCACAGUUAAAGUCACAGAGAACAUAUAGACUUUUUCUUUGCUCUGAUGCUUGAUGUGAACAUUAAAGUUCUGGACCCGC